CUCCGCGUCCGCGCGCGAUCGCUGCCCGCGCGGGGUGGCACGAGGCCGCCCCGCUUGGCGGCAUGAAGGCAAGCAACAACGAAGACGGCCGACGCGCCAAUAAGAUUGCCGCAAAGACCCAGUGGCAGGCGAAGUCGGAGGUCUCGACAAAGAAGGUCCGCUUCUGCAUGUACCACCUGCAGGGCGUGUGCAAGUACACCGACGAGACGUGCGCCUUCGCGCACUCGACGGAGGAGAUCACAGCCAGCCGCAGGGGCAAGAGGGCUGGGCAAGCUGGGCCUGCGCAGCCGCCGCCUGCGCGCGGCCACGCCGCGCCCGGGCACCUGGGCGCGCCUCCGCCGCCGGAGUCGCUCGGCAAGCGUCGUGGAGUCGGCGCGCAGCAGCCAGCGAUGAGCGAUCCGAUGAAGGUCGGUGCGCGAGGACGUAGACAAGAUCUGGCAUGGCUACCGGCCAGCGAGUGGCCGACACCGUACAUCGAGCAGGUGCAGUUCCCUGAUGCCAGGGGCCAGAUUGCGAUGGACAUGCUCCAGGCCGGCCGCUACGCCAGCGGAGAGGGGCCGAGGGUUUUGAUCGCGGUGCUCAGGAAAGGGGCGGGGCACUGCAAGGUUACUUCGCCCGGGGGAGCCCUGCAGAAGGCGUGGGCGGCGCUGUGCUGGAGCAGGGCUCGAGGCCUCUCGCCGGCGCUGCGCUGA
Molecule: messenger RNA, 692 nt
Organism: Prorocentrum cordatum
Lineage: Eukaryota; Dinophyceae; Prorocentrales; Prorocentraceae
Source: the annotation of a GenBank genome assembly